Messenger RNA from Dendroctonus ponderosae (mountain pine beetle), 2063 nucleotides. Its product is annotated as U2 snRNP component ist3. Bases 263 to 1198 code for a protein of 311 amino acids. The record is from RefSeq and is a predicted model, not a curated record. Lineage: Eukaryota; Metazoa; Arthropoda; Insecta; Coleoptera; Curculionidae. Gene Ontology annotation, molecular function: RNA binding. Gene Ontology annotation, biological process: mRNA splicing, via spliceosome. The transcript has 4 exons. Gene Ontology annotation, cellular component: U2 snRNP; precatalytic spliceosome; catalytic step 2 spliceosome.
UUAGGCGAGUUUUGCAACCUCAAACUGACUUGCGCAUGUCAUUUAAGCAAGGAGUCAGUGAGGAUAUAUGCGCUAGUUGUGUUUAGCGCAGCUGCAUGGCAGAGUUUAGUGUUUCGUAACCUCAAAUUCUAGAUGCACGUUUCUGUUUAUUUACUAUAGCAGUCGUCUUCAUCUAUGAUAGUAGUUUCCCAGUGCCAAAAGAAAUUAAGGGAGAAAACCACAUUUUUUGUGAAGUUGAAGUAAACGAAUAUAUAAUUUCAACAUGAACUAUCUCACUAAUAUGAAAAACAUUACCAAAUUGAGCCAGCAAGAUCUCCACAAUCCCAGCAAAUCUUCAUGGCAUGAUCAAUACAAAGAUAGUGCUUGGGUCUAUAUUGGUGGCUUACCUUUCGACUUAACUGAAGGCGAUAUAAUAUGCAUAUUUUCACAGUACGGCGAAGUUGUGAAUAUCAAUCUAAUUAGAGCUAAAGAUACCGGCAAAUCCAAAGGGUUUUGUUUUUUAUGUUAUGAAGAUCAACGAUCUACUAUACUGGCAGUAGACAACCUUAACGGGGUUAAAGUGAUGAAUAGAAGCAUUCGAGUCGAUCAUGUGCAAAAUUAUAAGGUGCCAAAAGAUGACAAAAAAGCAAACGAGGAAACGAAAAGGUUAUACGCUGAAGGAUGUGCACCUAAAGUAUUACCUCCACCUCCCGUUGCCGCUGCAGCUGUUAAGACUGAACCUUCAGGACUGCAGGGCCUGGUGAGAGAAACGUUAGCUGAUCAGAUAGAGGGAGAAAUAAAGUUGCCUGCUAGAUUACCAAUUUACUCACACUUAAAAGCGGAAAAGAUGUCGGAUACGGAAAGUGAGAAGACAGCGAGAAAAGAUAAGAAAAAGGAGAAGAGUAAAAAGAAAAAGCGUGCAAAGAAGAGUAGAAAUGAAUCAGAUGACAGUGAGUCGGAAGAUGAACGGAAAGUAAAAAAAGCGCGAUCUCAUGAGGAUCGGAGCAACGAUGGCCAUGCGGACAAAAAUAGCGCGAAAUAUUCAACAAAAUCGUUCUAUUCGGACAAAAUCCAAAAACAAUCGAGUACCAGUUCUCAUACGCAUCGAGAUAAAAAUUCAUCAAAACGAAAGGAACGUUCGAAAAGUCCCGAUAAAGAUGAUAAACCUAAAGGUUACAAAAGAGGUUUCAGUCCGAGUAUUCCAAAAAGGUGGAGAUGAGUACAGCUACUAAUUAUAAUUUAGGAUAAAUGUCAAAAUAACAUUAAAAAAAUGUACACAGUAAGCAAUAUUUUUUGGCUGCAAUAACAUUCUUAUAUUGGGCGAAUGAAGAGUCGCUUCGAGUCCACUAUAAGUUUAAUUAACAUACACGACGCGUUUCGGUUAUUUAUAAUAUAUUCACCCAAUAUAUUAUCAAGCCACUACCUCGGAUUCAAACAAUAAUAUGUUUUAAUUUAAUAUUUUUAAUAAUUUUUAAAAUUCAUAUCAUCAUAUUUGAGGUAAUAAUAGAACAGCAUGUAGAUUCUGGAAACCAUUAGAGAUGCGAAGUUAGUGAAAGAUGCAUAUUUCGAUAUUCGAUGACCUGGUUUUUGUAUAAGCGGUUUAUAAUGAUGUAACUGAAACAUAAAAUAAAACAAGAUUUUGUUCCGUUUUAAUGGGACAUCAUAACAAGCUUCGCAACUGCAAUGGUUUUAGAAUCGCUUUGCAGUUCAUUUUUAUAUUUACAUUUCUCAACAUCAACAAUUAGACUAGCCACUGUGUAAGGCGAAUUCUAUUUAGUUCCACAUAUAUUAUAUUUAUAUAUAAUAACAUACUACCUACACUCAAAGAAGGAUAAAGGAUUAACAAAAUAUUUGCCUAUUUAUUUGCUUUAAAUGGAAACAUUUUAAAUUAAUUGGUAAAACAUGGCAACAAUUGUUGGUUGUAGCAGUAGUAACAUUACAACUUAAAUUACACCGAAUCGAAUUGUAAUUGUACUAAUUCACGCGUUCCAUUAUAUGCCAGUCAUAGUUAUUAAGAUAAGAAGAUAAUAGGUCUAAGUUAUUUAAUUUGUACGAUAGCCAUACAUAUAAAAAAUUGAAAAUUA